Cyprinodon tularosa is the source of this 3457-nucleotide messenger RNA. It is a transcript of the gene e2f7, whose product is annotated as E2F transcription factor 7. The record is from RefSeq and is a predicted model, not a curated record. Gene Ontology annotation, biological process: regulation of transcription by RNA polymerase II. Gene Ontology annotation, molecular function: RNA polymerase II cis-regulatory region sequence-specific DNA binding; DNA-binding transcription factor activity, RNA polymerase II-specific. Gene Ontology annotation, cellular component: RNA polymerase II transcription regulator complex. Lineage: Eukaryota; Metazoa; Chordata; Actinopteri; Cyprinodontiformes; Cyprinodontidae. The transcript has 13 exons. The coding region runs from base 231 to 2495 and encodes 754 amino acids.
CAAGCUUUAGCGGGUGUUGGUGAACUGAAGUUUCCCCAGGACAGUACAUGGUGUCCGCCCGCUGGAUGACACGCAUAGGACGUACUUUAGCGGUCCAGAGUUGCCCGCUAUUUUUAUAGAGGGAAAAGAAGCGGCUAUGUUCGGCUGGAGACGCUAAACCGAUGACAGGACCGUGAACCACAUCGGAAUAUUUCAUUCAUUUCAACGGUCACUCAUAGAAGGUUUCCCUAAUGGAGGUGGAAUGCCUGGCAUUGAAAGACCUCACAAGUCUGGAGAAAAGUUUCUCAAAGGAGCCGGAAGAAGACGGAGCUCACAGCGAACAAAAGGAAAAUGUCUGCCUGGAAAGGAGGAAACCAACAGACUCCAGCGUUCCAGUUUUCCUUGUGAACAGGAGGAGCUCCGCCUCCGAUUUUGCCCACGUCACUCCCAUCAAGUCAGCGCUCCUGGCCGAGCCGUGGUCGCCCACAGCCAACCUGAAGGUGCUCAUCAGCGCGGCCAGCCCAGACAUCAGAGACAGGGAGAUGAAGAAAGUGCUGUUCAGACCUAUAGAGAACGACAAAGACAAGGCGGAGGGCUCACAAGCUCCGCAGGAGGAUGUAGAAACAGAGGACUCUGCUCAGUGUGACGCGGCUUUUGAAGAGGAAGAUACGGAUAAGAAGCCGAGCAGGAAGGAGAAGAGCCUGGGUUUACUUUGCCAGAAGUUCCUGGCCCUUUACCCUGAUUACCCACCAGCUCACAGCACCAUUUGGAUCUCACUGGACGAGGUCGCAACUAAUCUGGGAGUGGAGCGUCGGCGUAUCUACGACAUCGUCAACGUGCUGGAGUCUCUGAGCAUCGUUGGCCGGAACGCCAAGAAUAGCUACACCUGGUACGGCCGCCAGCGGCUGGAUGCCACGCUGCAGGAGCUGCAGCGGAGGGGCCGGGAGCAGGGUUACCACCUGCAGAUGGAUCUGCAGGCUGAGGCCAGGAGGACCGAGCACAGCCGGGAGGAAGACGGAGGGGAGGGAGACUCAGGGAACGCUGGGGGAAACAGGAAGGAUAAAUCUCUGCGCAUCAUGAGCCAGAAGUUCGUCAUGCUUUUCCUGGUGUCCAAAACUCAAACCGUAACUUUGGACGCGGCAGCGAAGGUCCUCAUCGAGGAGUGCCGGGACUCCUCGAGCCACAGCAAAUACAAAACAAAGGUACGCCGCCUGUAUGACAUCGCCAACGUGCUGACCAGCCUGGAGCUCAUCAGGAAGGUUCAUGUGAAAGAAGAGAGAGCCAGGAAGCCGGCCUUCAAGUGGCUGGGCCCUGUGAAAUUCAGCAGCCCUGGAAGUUUAGGAAGUGCUUCAGAUGGCGUUAGAAUUGACGGCGCGGUGAACGAGGACUUCAGGAAAGCAAAGAUGGCGAGUCAUUCCUCCUUUAGAGUCACACCUACGACGGUUAGCGUGCAGCGGCAGGUUAGCUCUGCACCCAGCAGCCCGCGACACCACCUACCAGCAGGCAUCCAGAAUCAGCCUUUGGAUUACACAAGAAAGACCGUGAGCGACGGCCCGGUGUGUGGAAGCAGCAUGGACAGAUGUCUCAGCGUGCCGCUGUACACCCAUCUCCCUCCGAGCAGCAGCGGCCCCCUGCCCCACCUCACCCCCUCCCCGCACUGCCUGGCCUACCUGCCCAGCCUCUCCCAGCCGUCCGUCGUCAUGCUCUACAAGGCGCCAGCGCAGCAGGAAUAUUCACCUGGAGGUCAGAGGUCAGCCAGAUUGGCUUCAGAGGAAGAGGCGAAACAGAAAAGGGAGGAAAGUGAAUGGGAAGAGGAGGCGAUGGUGCUAAAGAAAAGGAAAUCCGGUGCAGAGGAGUCUGAAAAGAUUGGAGCUCAGUCAGAAAGAGAAGCAGCAGACUUUGCUGCAUCAUUAUGCCACGCUGUCCAGCAGGGGGCCAUAGAGAGCCACUCCCAGCCGUCACACUACCUCUAUGUCCCCAACAGUGCAGGUUUGAACAACUUUAACUUCCUCAUCCCGGCCGGACAGCCACCAGCCGGGAUGUCCCUCCCCCCCGGCGGCGUCCCAACCAUGGCCCUGCCCUACGUCCUGUUGCCAUCAGUCUCCCACUACCCCCUAAUCGCCGGCAGCGUACAGCAGCAGCAGCAAACCUCCGACAAUCUGAGCUUCACCAUGUCCACUAUGAUGUCACCAGCUGCCUUUAUGGUGGGGGCGGCGCCUCGCGGAGUAACAGAGGCAUCAGAAACACACCUCCUAUCACCAGUCGCCCCCGACCAGGGCAGGCCCCUCCUGUCAGCAGGGACACCUCGUUCUCCUUCAGGACCAAGAGAGAACGUCAGCGUUUACACACCAGAACCCUCAACGCCACAUACUCCUAAGGAAACCACAUCUUCCUCUUCCAAAGCCUUCUUCCAGACGCCGGGGACUCUGGGAAGUGUAGUUAGGACGGCGCCAGCUGCUCGCAAAAGAGGCUCCGCCCAGAGGAGACUGGACAUCGGCCACGCUGCUGCUCCCUGAUGAGAAGCAGAGUUAAAAUAAGGAGAUGAUCCUUAUUUUAAAAGAAAAAUGUUUGUUUUUAUUUUACCACCCUGAAGACGUUUCUGUUAGCAGAUCGAAUGUGCCUUGUUAAUCUCCACGACCAUUUCACCAUAAAUUCGUCAACCAGUGUUGCCAAUUUACCAGUGCCCUCUUGUGGUGAGAGCCGGUAGCUGCCAUAUAUAUAUUUUUUUUUUCUUUUUUAUUGAAAUUUUAGCCUUAAUUCUCCCUCCCAGAUGUGAUCGAGCUACCUAAUUCCUGUUAUUUUAUGUAUUAAAGCUCAAUUACUAUUUAUAUUUUAGCUAAUAUAUGUCAAUUACAGGAAAUGUGGUGGGACAUUUAGCUUUCUUGUAGCACUAAAACAUCAUUGUACAAAAAAAGUGAUCUUUCUGGUGCUCUUACUUGUUUUGUUACGUCAUGAAAGUGUGAUAGGAUAGUAGGAGAGAGGGUUAAAAAAAUCACUAAAGCCUUAAAAUGUUUACAACCCUUCAAGUAUCUGAACAGUCGGUUUUCCUCUUCAGGAGGAAGAUGUUACUUAUUUUAUGUCCAAGGCUGCAGGGUAAAACCACAGCACUGAUACUGAGGCGUCAAAUGAUGACGCUUUAAGGUACUUGAAUACUAGAAUGGAAUUAAAUCUAUUUAUAUCAGAGUACUGUAAAAGUUAUUUUUUUUUUUUUUCCCUGUGCUGGAUGGAAUCAGCUGAGAUGAGGAUGUCUUCUUUGCUCAGGUUGAUCUGGAGAACAUCCCGCUCUCAGAAAUCUGCUUUUUCCUGCCGGCUUACUGACCAGUAGCUUCAUGCAUAGUUUUUUUUUUUCAGUUUACAGGUUUACGUCACAUUCUAGAAAUCCUCGGUUGCCAUUUAAAAGUGUUCCUGUGUCUUGCUUCUCUCUGUAGACCCGCUCUUUCGUUCAUGAAUUUCAUUUGAAUAAAAUUCUUUUUUUUAA